AUUGCACCCACCACCAUUUUCGCAACUUGAAGCUCCCAUUCCUCUCUCGACCUUCCCGACGGACGACGACCAGACUAACCACAACAUCACCACAGCGAACUGAAAAUGAAGUUCCUCAAGGUUGGCCGAGUUGCCAUAAUCACCCGCGGCCGCUAUGCCGGCAAGAAGGUCGUCAUCAUCCAGCCCGUCGACAGCGGUAACAAGGCACACCCCUUCGGCCACGCCCUGGUAGCCGGCAUCGAGCGAUACCCCUCCAAGGUCACAAGGCGCAUGUCGAAGACGCGCCAGGAGAAGCGCUCCAAGAUCAAGCCUUUCGUCAAGGCCAUCAACUACAACCACUUGAUGCCCACACGAUACACAUUGGAGUUGGAAGGACUCAAGGGUGCCUUGACGGCCGAGACCUUCAAGGAGGUCAGCCAGCGUGAGGAUGCCAAGAAGAACGUCAAGAAGGUUCUUGAGGAACGCUACACCAGCGGAAAGAACAGAUGGUUCUUCACUCCUCUCCGAUUUUAAGCUAGUCAACCUCUGCGUCGUCUGAUUUCCGCGCGUUCGGUCUUUUUCGGUGAAACGGGUGGGCAAAUGCAGGGAUUUAAAGGGAGAAGGGUUCCGGUAAACUGGUAUGGGAUGUAAACAUUUUGCAUGCAUGCAUCAUCACACAAAUGGCAAUUGCAUUUAGGGACAAUUACACACAACAACAAGAAAAAAAGUGAAGAAAACUAAGACCACAAAAAGCACCAACCAUGCCAAGAAUUGUCCUGCCGCCGCGUUUCUGCCAAACAAAAAAAAUCAUCCUGCCUACCUGAUGAGAAAUGAUGAUUUUUUUACUCGAGACAAGGGGAAAACAAAAUCAAGAAGAUUUUUAAACACCGAUACCGAAUAGUGAAGAAGGAAAGACUAUGCUCGAUUAAAGUAAACACUUCGCAUUCUGUCUCGAUGGACUAUGUGAUAUGUCUACACUACGACUAACUUGAUUAUGUCUACUGAAUUGUGACAACCUGCGGCUUCGCAAAAUGACUAACCCUAUCUGCUAAGGUGGUACUUGCUACACGCCCAUUGAAUCGUGGGAUGGGUGCCUCGUGAAAUAUUGGAUUUCCUUUCUUUGUCAAGUUCUGCACCGUAUCGCCAACGAAUGAAUACUCCAGUGCUGUGCUGUGUUGUUACACCUUCGACUACAUUACGCGAAC
Xylaria bambusicola is the source of this 1184-nucleotide messenger RNA. RefSeq names its product ribosomal L27e protein family-domain-containing protein. Bases 106 to 513 code for a protein of 135 amino acids. NCBI's taxonomy places the organism in Eukaryota, Fungi, Ascomycota, Sordariomycetes, Xylariales, Xylariaceae. The transcript has 3 exons. The record is from RefSeq and is a predicted model, not a curated record. Gene Ontology annotation, molecular function: structural constituent of ribosome. Gene Ontology annotation, biological process: translation. Gene Ontology annotation, cellular component: cytosolic large ribosomal subunit; ribosome.